Messenger RNA from Amphiprion ocellaris (clown anemonefish), 5910 nucleotides. RefSeq names its product ring finger protein 207a (gene rnf207a). Lineage: Eukaryota; Metazoa; Chordata; Actinopteri; Pomacentridae. The transcript is spliced from 17 exons. Gene Ontology annotation, molecular function: Hsp70 protein binding; transmembrane transporter binding; zinc ion binding. Bases 183 to 2192 code for a protein of 669 amino acids. The record is from RefSeq and is a predicted model, not a curated record. Gene Ontology annotation, biological process: regulation of cardiac muscle contraction; regulation of heart looping. Gene Ontology annotation, cellular component: perinuclear region of cytoplasm.
CCGACUGUCUUGAUCAAAGCAGUUCAUGUCAGUCUGCUCAGCCUCUCUUAAAAUAACUGGAAAUUUUGGCCUGUGAUUCAACACCGUAGUAUAUACUAAAGCUUUUGUGUAAGUGAUGUUACAAUGUGGCCUGAUAAAAAACUAUCAUCCCAGCAACAGACUCACAGUUUGUUGACAGUCACAUGAUGCUCUCUUCUCAGAUGGCAGGAGGAAUCUUCACCAACUUGGGCAACCUGUGUAAUGUGGAUUGUGCUAAUGUCCACCCCCUGGUGUGUCACCUGUGCCGAGAGCAGUACCAGUCUCCAUGUUUAUUGGACUGCUACCACAUCUUCUGUGCCCGCUGCCUGCGAGGUCGGACCAAUGACAGCCACCUCAGCUGCCCCCUCUGUGGAUACCCAUCAGCAGUGAAAGGUAAUAACGCCCUUCCACCAGAGGACCGUCUGCUGAAGUUCCUUGUGGACAACAAUGCAGAUACUGAGGAGAUAGUGCAGUGUGCCAACUGUGACCAGGAAAGUAACAAAAAGGACACAGGGUUGAUGUACUACUGUAACACUUGCAACCAGCCGCUAUGCGCUGCCUGCAGGGAACUGACACACAAGGCCAGAAUGUUUUCCCACCAUGAGAUUGUGUCUCUGGCCAAACGCACCAAAGCCAAACACAGGAAAUGCCCUCUCCACGAGGAGCCCUAUAUCCUUUUCUCGACAGAGAAUAAGUCUAUGCUCUGCAUCAAAUGCUUCAGAGACAUGCAAGUGGAAAGUCGGACUCAUUGCAUUGAUAUUGAAACAGCUUACUCCCAGGGCUGUGAGAUGCUGGACCAGGCGGUGCUGGUGGUUAAGGAGUUGCAAACUUCAACCGGAGAGGCGAUCCUUCUGCUGAGAGCGAUGAUCGGAGAAGUUUGUCUCAAUGUGGAGGAAGAAGAGAGUGCAAUCUGUAGUCUGUUCAACAGUUUGCAGGAAAAACUAGCAGAGAGGAAGAAGAUUCUGCUGAAAGCAGCUCAGAGUCAACAUGAAGAGAAGGAGAAAGCACUAAAGGAACAGCUGUCACACCUUACUGCCCUCCUACCAACCCUGCAGGUCCACCUUGUCACCUGCUCGGCCUUCCUCAGCUCAGCCAACAAGUUUGAGUUUUUGGAUAUGGGUUAUCAACUCAUGGAGAGGCUGAAGAGGAUUGUAAAGCUCCCUCAUCGACUGAGACCAGUGCAGAGCAGCAAAAUCAAUACAGAGUAUAGAAGUGAGUUUGCCCAUUGCCUGGAGCCUCUGCUGUUGAUUGGACAGCGCUGCCCUCCUUGUGUCGCCGGUUCCACAAGUGUGGCAACAAGACUGCAGUCCCCUCUCUCUAUAUCUUGUCGCUCCCCAUCUCUCAGCGAGAUGCCUCUGGGUUCGGUGUACGGGCGACGGCCCACAUCUCACCGCAACAUCUGCACCAAGGUCCUACUGGCCGAGGGCAGGGAAACACCCUUCACCGAGCACUGCCGCAACUAUGAGAACACCUACAGGACUCUGCAAACAGAGAUUCAAAAUCUGAAGGACCAGGUCCAGGAGCUGCACAGAGAUCUGACCAAACACCACUCCAUCAUCAACACAGAUAAAAUGGGAGAGAUCCUGGACAGAUCACUGCACAUCGACAGUCAGAUAACUUCCCAGUACUCCACUGUGGAAACUAUGAGAGUCAUGUUUGAAGAGAUCUGGGAUGAGACUUUUCAGAGGGUCACAAACGAGCAGGAGAUCUAUGAAGCGCAGCUUCAUGACCUGAUGCAGCUGAAACAGGAGAACACUUACCUGACCACGAUCGCCAGACAGAUCGGCCCCUACAUCCUGUCUAUUGCCAAAGUCAAAGAGAGACUUGAGCCCAGGCUUCAGGAGACGAAAGAGCACCUCGAUGACCGCACAGAAACAAUGUUGAAAAUCUAUGAAGACGGCACACUAGCAAAGGAAAGUCGAGACAGCACCGCAAUAUGCCUUAAUUCAGCUAUAACAAGCCCGACGUGGUCAGCGACUUCCUCGGCUGUCCACAUACAUUACAUAACAUCUCCCCAGCAGCAGGGAGAUGUCAACAGUUCCGAGGUGAGCCUUUGGAUUGACACUAGAUGGAGGCCAAAGACUCGCAGCUGUCAGCGCCUGAUGUGGACAACCUCCUUGUUCAAAGUGGACAACAAAAACAGCAUCUUAAAGAGUUGCUUUGGUGUUAUUUAAACCGCCUUGACGGGAGACCAGGGUGAAUAAUAUGUGACUUCUGUAGAUUGCCUUUUGUGGUUCUGUUUGUGUUUUGGCUGUUAAAAUGAUAAGUAUGCUGAAGGUGUGAUUUAUCACUGUUUUUUGUUUUUUUUUUUUUUUUUUACAGUGCGUGUGGAAUUGCUUUUUCCCAGUAUCUAUUCUUUGCAUAAAACAUUUUUUGGGAGGCUGGAGGCUGAUGAUGGAUGACUGCCUGGGCCACAUUCCCCAGAAUAUUGUUGAACUGGUGUGACAGCACAGAUGGAACACAGCAAAUGCAAUGAUGUGUGUGUCAUUCACUGUGUCAGAGGAGGUCACAUGUUGAUGUGUGUCAUGUGUAUCAUCUCAUGCAUCAGUGUCCUCUAAAAUGAGCCAGUCUACUCCAGACUGGUGUCUGAAGUCAUUUUUUCCCCUGCAGUUUCUACAUCUACAUGUAAAAAGUGGGGAAAGCUGGGAUUGCAGAGGUGUGUGAAUGUCACUGGCCUUGCCUUAACCUCAGCCUCCUGCUAGGUUUUUUUUUUCACCACACUCCUCCUCAAUAUCCCAGCCGACCAAGGCACCAUACUGCUGUGUGAAAUAUAUUCCUCUUGGUCUGCCUCUUAACUUCAUCACACAUCGGUGUCAGCAGCACGCUUUCAGACGUGCUGCAGGAAAGCAGCAGGAAACUUUCCCCCUCUCCAGCUUCCACCUCUUGUUCUCUCUCUCUCCUGUAUAUUCUUCUUAAUUAAUCCUGUUGGUAUUUUAAACAGACCCUGUGUUUAAACACAGGACAUUGACACAUAAGGCAGGUUGAUCUGUUGGCGCUGCUAUAUAUCACCUGAAAAUCUGAAUUUUAAAUGAUUUCAGGAAAUAGGCUUUUUAGUCUGCCAAGAAACACAACGUGUUUGAGAAGCGUUGAGCUUCAUGCACAGGAGUAAUUCAAGGUGAAACCUCCCCACCUGCUACCAGCCCAGAAACUGGGAUCCUAUUCUCCCUACAGGUAAGGAUAAUAAUGAGCCAGACUGAUGGCUUCAGCAAACAGAGGAAGAAGGUUAUUUACAUUACACAGCCAGAGCUGAAGUGGGUUUGUUCAGAGCCACCACUUCACAGGAAAUAUUGGGGUCAUGCUGGCCUUAAGGAACAGUCCUGCUCUGCAGAGGAGUCAGAGGUGCAGAUUCAUUAAAAAUACAUUUGUGACAGCAGAGUAACAAAUGGCUGUGCCUGUGCUCUGGUCCUGUACUCCCUCCCCAUGGUCAUUCAUCAUCUGCACUCAUCGAACUACCAGGCUUAUGUUCACUGUUAAUUAUUUUCUCUCUCUCUGAGUCUCACUGUGUGAGAGAAGGGGGGAAUAAAACUCAGAAGGUAAUUUUACUCCAUCAAAAAAUGUAUUUUUGCAAGGCAUUAAUGGCAUGUUUAGAUGUAAAAUUCGAAGACUGAUUGCGCUUUGCUUCAUGCAUUUUACAGCAGGUACCAGAGUAGACGCUCAUUUUUUAAACUCUCAAAUCCUAGUCAUCUGGUAAUUGAAAAAAAAAACAUUAAAGAUAAAGGAGAAAGAUGAGAUAAAAUCAAAGUUUUAUGAUCUCCGUGGAAAAAUUGGGUCACAUUAUGACAACAAGAUGAAUACAAUUAGAGCAAAUAGAGCAGAUUAAGGAUAAAACCACAAAUGAUUCUAUAGUGAGGAUGGAAACAGUUGAAAGUCUUCAUUAUGCUGCAUAUACUUAUUUGAAUACCUAGCUCUAAUAAGCUACAAAGAUUUACCAGCUGAAGAUGGAUUUACGGGUUAAUUCAUUUUUAUGAAGUGUUAUAUAUGAAUCAUGGAUUAUAACUAUAAAGUCAUAUGAGUAUAUGGGUUUUCCACAAAGGAUUAACAAGCUAACUGCAUCUGUUGAACCAGAAUUUAUGUAUUCACAUUUAUUGAAUGUAUUUGGUUAAUUUGAUAGUAACACCAGGUCACAGGACAGUUUUAAAGGAAUAGUUUGUAAUUUUAGGAAAGGUUUUUACAGAGUUACAGGAGACCGAUGCCACUUUUAUGUCCGUCCUGUAAAAACUGAGCUCAAGCAAGCAGGUUUCUUACUUUACCUUUGCUGAGCCUGAUUGUCUAAAGAUGAUAAAGUCUGACACCCACCACCUCGGCACAUGCGACUUCCUUACAGUCACAACUCCUGGUAAAAACUUGGUUCUGCUUUGACUUUGUGGAAAAUAGUUUGACAAAAAUGACAUGAAGCAUGCUGCAGUGGUGUUUACUGGCUGAUUUUCUCACCUUCAGACCUAGUCAGGCUAGUUAUUUCCAGUUUUUAUGUAAAGCUACAAGCUAUUUAAAAUAAAUCAUGUCUUCCUAAAAGUUAAACUAUUCAUUUAUGGCAUCAUUAAUAACUGGUCUCAUGGAUUUUAUAGAGUUUUUGUAUCUGGAAAACAUAUUCCUUUUUAAUUUCAAACCCGUAGGCAAAAUCUUUUUGUUCAAGCCCAGAAAGUCUGAGGUGAAACUCAGGACAUGUAACUGACCUGUUGAAAUGUCCCUGUGGGUGAAAAGGGGAUUGAGAAUUUGGAUUUCAGAGUAUACAAGUACAUAAGAAAUAGGAAUAAGAGGUCACGUAUAGCCAGACAUUUUAUUUCUGCUGGAGGUACAGUGUGUGGUCUACAGUUCAAAGGUGUUGAGGCUGUUGGACAUCAUCCAGAGCACUUAAAUGAGAAUAUACUUUGUUAUACACACUGAUACUGAUCGGUUAGUGCAAUUUAAAAAAAAAAAGUAGAAUUAAAAGAAAAAUGAAAAUCUUACUGUUAUUUUUCUAUUAUUAUGUUUUUGAUGGAUGUAUAUGUGUUUGUAUGGAAGUUUUGUGGUAUGUGGCACUUAUUUAUGGACACAUCUCUAAUUUCUCCGCCAAGGAAGUUAUGUGACGAUCAGCGUUGGUUUGUCUGUCUGUCUUUCUGUUCGCAACAUUAUACAAAAAUGGACGAACAGAUUUAGAUGAAAUUUUCAGGGAAGGUCAGAAAUGACAAGGACCACUUCAUUAGAUUUUGGCAGUGAUGCAGCUUAUAGUCUGGAUCCACGGAUUUGCUAAAGAUUUCUGUAUCAUUGCGACAUAGCGGCACAGCAUCACUCUAACUAUGACAGCAAGUGAACACGACGUAAGCUGCCUUCUGACGAUCACAUGACUGCGAUCCUACUACAAAUCGACCACUGCAGACUUAUUGGGACUUAUCUGUCGGAAAUCAUACAAGGAGCAAUUUAUUAAAUUAUGGGGGUGUUUCUGAGUCCCAUCAAUUCCAGCUGCCCGCUUCAUAUUUAGGUAACGUAAUUUGGUAUCCGUACAUAACGUACACAUGCCUGUACUUAGCGCAAGAUCAUUUUGUUUGUGGGUGCAUCUAUAUUAAAUGACCACAUUCUAUGUUGCCAUGAUUUCUGAUCAUCAGUGACUAAGAAACAAAUGCUGCAUUUCUGACAAUACCCUAAUAAUGAACAGCCUUGGUGGAAUACUUGUUAGAGUGUAAUUUUGGUCACUUAAUGUGGCAUGAAGAAAAUAUGAGUGUUCUUGUCAUUAUUGAGUAUUUUCUAUUACUACUUUUGACUUUUCUACUUAUAUUUGGUUUUUCAUUGGAUGAUGUCCAUGUUGCUGAUCUCCUGCAGACUCCUGGUUACUGUUUCAUGAGGGUCACAUCAAUAAAUGUCUCUAUGAUUUUGUUUUUUCUGCUAUGAUGCAAUAAUAAAUGUGUUCCAGACUUA